CCAGAGCGUCUCUCCCCUGGAUGGAACCGAACUGCCUCCAGUCGACCAUGGCGCUAGGGCUGUCUUCGAAGAAAGCCUCUUCCAGAAACAUCGCCGUGGAGAGGAAAAACCUGAUCACCGUCUGCAGAUUCUCCGUGAAAACAUUGCUGGAGAAAUAUACCAUAGAACCCAUUGAUGACUCAUCAGAGGAGUUUGUGAACUUCGCUGCUAUUCUAGAACACAUCCUCAGCCAUCGCUUCAAGGGGGAUCAUGGUCCUGUCAGCUGGUUCAGCUCCGAUGGGCAACGUGGCUUCUGGGAUUACAUCCGCCUGGCCUGUAGCAAAGUCCCGAAUAACUGUGUCAGUAGCAUUGAGAACAUGGAGAACAUCAGCACCUCUAGAGCCAAGGGCCGGGCAUGGAUCCGAGUGGCACUGAUGGAGAAGCGCAUGUCCGAGUACAUCACCACAGCCCUGCGGGACACCAGAACCACCAGGAGAUUUUAUGAUGACGGGGCAAUCAUGCUGAGAGAGGAAUCAACUGUUCUCACAGGGAUGCUGAUAGGGCUCAGUGCCAUAGACUUCAGUUUCUGCUUGAAAGGGGAAAUCAUGGAUGGCAAGACGCCUGUGGUUAUUGACUACACUCCAUACCUGAAGUUUACCCAGAGCUAUGACUACCUAAGUGACGAGGAGGACAGGCGCAGCUUGGAGAGCAGUACAAGUGAAGACAGCUCCCCUGACCACCCCUACUUACCGCUAGUGACGGCCGAAGACAGCUGGUACAACAAAUGGCGGAAGAUGGAGCAGAAGUUCCGCAUUGUCUACGCACAAAAGGGCUAUCUGGAGGAGCUGGUUCGGCUGAGAGAGUCACAGCUGAAGGACCUAGAGGCAGAGAACAAACGCCUGCAAUUGAGGCUGGAGGAGGUGAAGGUGCAGAAUCAGCUAGAGAAACGGGAGCUGGAGGGGGUCAUCUUGGAGCUGCAGGAACAGCUACUUCCCUCCUCCCGCUCUGCCCCCAGGACGGGCCUGAUCCCAUCGGAUAACAGCCAGUUCACUCAACUGUCCAAGGAAAUGGCAGCGCCCUUGGUGAACCAGUGGCCCUCUUUGGGGACUCUGAAUGGCAACGAAAGUCGCUCCGAAGCCAAAAUGUACAGAAGGCACAGUUUCAUGAGCACAGACCAGCUGUCAGCAGAGAUCAGCCUGAGCUCGGAUUCCCAAAGGAUGGGCGAAGGGAAGCUUGAAGGAGAACCUUGGGGGCCACUGGGAAAGGACCCGACUCCAUCAAUGCUGGGCCUCUGUGGCUCUUUGGCCUCCCUGCCUAGUUCCAAGUCCUUAGCCAGCCUAAAAUCCAACGAGUGCCUGGUGAGCGACAGCAUUGAACCCAGCCCUGCCCACAGCCCCAGCUGAGACAUCAAGACGGCUAUCCCUACAAACCACAAGAAAUGCCUGUGGCGGGGAACGAGAAUCGAGUCCCUUUGACUUGGCUAUUGAGCCUGAUGUUACAGUAGGGUAAUGAGCCCACGUCCUCAACGGGACACUUCUUUAAACGCAAAGACUUUCCCCCUUAAAUCUUUUCCCUGCCCAGGAUUUAAAAUGGGGAAGAAAAGGCUGCACACUUGUUGGAAGCAGGAAGGAUUGCCUGCCCAAGGCACUUUUGUAAAAUGAUGCUGUGUAUAUUAUGUGUAAUAUAUAUAUUAUAUAUAUGAUUGAGAUUGCUAGAAGGUAGCUGUCUCCGGGGGAGAACGCUUAAAAGUCCUCUAAAUUAUUGCUGCUGAACGGGGGGGAGAGACAGAAGACAGCUACACAGGUUGAAAUCCAUGGCGCAUUCUCGGUAGUGAAAACGUGCACAGCGUCGAGGUGAUGUUGUUGAGGACCCUGUCUGUUUCCUCCCUGUUCGACAACAGGAGGCUCUGUGGAAGUGUGUGUGAGAAGUAAGCUGUCGGGCAGGCGGAUGUUGAGUUUCCCAUCUUCCCUGUGACUCAGCAUGCAAUUGCAGCAACAAACAUGCUACCUUCCUGCAAUGGGUGGUAGUGGAUUUCAAGUUGCCUCCAGAUUUCUGGGUUUCUUUUGCGAUUCAGGAAGCCUCUUCCGUCUUCAACCCUACCAGACUGCUGCGGAAUCUACUUCCUCUGUUUUUCCUGCAUGUUGCUAUCCCAGUGGAUGUUUUCUUUUUUUACUUCAGGGACAGUCUUGGAAGGCGGAAAAGGGCCGGUUUACACAUCGGGUAUUUGAUGUGUGGUACUCAAGGCACAAUUGGCCUCUUCCCCUACCAGAGUUUUGACAAAGCAGACUUAGGAAUGCUCCGGUAUGUGAUGACUUCACUCACCACGGCUGAAAAACUGUUAUAGACCAGCAGCUGGGGAAGCUGUAGAAUUAAUGGGCAAGAAUUAAAACAGAUUUAAGGAGCUGGCAGUAAAGUGGGACAAAGUCUGUUGAAGUCUCUUUUCCGAUGCACAUCUUUCUUCUGCAAACAUCCUUAGGUCUUUU
Zootoca vivipara (common lizard) is the source of this 2462-nucleotide messenger RNA. It is a transcript of the gene RUNDC3A, whose product is annotated as RUN domain containing 3A. Lineage: Eukaryota; Metazoa; Chordata; Lepidosauria; Squamata; Lacertidae. The record is from RefSeq and is a predicted model, not a curated record.